CUUGAAUACAUGAACCUUCCUGUCACAGGUUUACAACAGGUGCUUAAGUUUAUAAUCCCCUAAUUUUCACUAAAAUACACGCCAUAAAUAAAACCUUUCCUAUCCCUGAUUAUAUCCCUUUUAGCAGGGCUUUUGCGUCUCAAUCCUCUAAUUGCCUCUCCUGUACAUUGUCUCAGGUCGGCGUGUGAUUUUUUCUUCAGGGUAACUUACGGGGUUGGAGCCUCAAAGGACAAAAAAGAGUCAAGAAGCCCUCGCCCUCUCUCUCCUCAUAUACAACACAUCUUAUCAUUAUGCCUCCAGUCCAACAGCACUUUCAGCAACAUCAGCCAUCUAACUUUGAGAAAUUCAAGAUGGGCGCUAUGAUGGGCGCCACCGUCGGUGUGGUUGUCGGUGUCGUCUUUGGCGGAAUGUCCAUCUUGCAGAGCGGUCCAGGCCCUAAUGGUGUCAUGAGAACCUUGGGGCAGUACAUUGCCGGUUCUUCUGCCACCUUCUGCCUUUUCAUGUCCAUCGGUUCUGUUAUCAGAUCCGAGGGCCACCUCAUCGAGGAGAGACCAGCCAGAACCUUGGCCGAGUUGAGACAGCGUGUCAUGAGACAGCACGUCAUGAACAUGCAGAAGAACAAGUCCUUGUCCUAGCUGACAAGAAUCAUACUUUAUGCAGAACUUGUUUCCCGCCUCUGUAUAUACUGCUAUAAUGAGUAAUGUAAUAUCUAUUUCCAUGGCUUGUAAGAAUUGGAGGGCUAAUACGCCGUUAUGUUGAUUCUUCGUGGUUGACGAAUGGAUAAGGGCAAGGUUCUGAGGACGUGAUUAAGCUAUGAGAGUUGCUCGCACAUCUCGUCAAACAUUGAUUUGGUCGAAAGUAUCGAAGGCUGAGAUCAAAAAAGUGGUGUGAAGGGCUGUAAUCGAAUGAGACGAUGUGAAAGGUUCUGCUCCAAGUUUUCUCAGGCGAUGGAAGGUUAAACCCCAAACAGAUCGAUAUUCUGGAGAUAGCAGCUAGCGGAGUUGUAAGGGAAUUGGUUUUCGUAUUUAAAGCGACGGCCAAAUUUCGUCGGCCAAGCAAUGCUUUGCUGAAAGAACUUGCAAUACCGGUACCAAGCUGAAUGGCCA
Messenger RNA from Babjeviella inositovora NRRL Y-12698, 1106 nucleotides. RefSeq lists its product as uncharacterized. Gene Ontology annotation, cellular component: TIM23 mitochondrial import inner membrane translocase complex. Bases 291 to 635 code for a protein of 114 amino acids. Gene Ontology annotation, biological process: protein insertion into mitochondrial inner membrane; protein import into mitochondrial matrix. The transcript has a single exon. The record is from RefSeq and is a predicted model, not a curated record. NCBI's taxonomy places the organism in Eukaryota, Fungi, Ascomycota, Pichiomycetes, Serinales.